AUGGACAGCAAUUCCAAACCACCCAAACAUACUCAAAGUUUGAUUGAAAAAUACCAAAUACCGAUAAAUCAUUUCGAUUUCAACUACGUAAACGAAACUACAAACGCGAACGAAUUGGAGAAAAUAAUUCAAGUGCUUUUAUCUGGCGAGGAGGGUCAUUACCCCGAAUUACUAAAAGCCAGUGAGGACCGACUACGUGAAAUCAAGCCAACGAGUAAGCAUUUAAGAGUAAGUUCAUCUCUACUACAAAAAGGCGAUUUAAAAAACAACGAACUUGACGUUAUAACAACCGAUUUGCAAAACUGGCUAUCGACAGUGUCAGACGCCAAUCAGGAAUUGACGCAAAUGACAGGCAGUGCAACUCGUUGCUGUGUCGAAGUUCGAAAGAACAACGUCGAAACACAACCUUUGAAGCUAACUAAGAAAAUUGAGAAAACAAUCCAAGCCACUGACUAUAGAGCAUGGGACAGAUACGACCCGGAUACAGAAAUUAGCAAAAUGGAUUUGGAAGAAGAACGUAUCAAGUCUGCGUUCAAAUCUCAAAAGUCGAAAAUCGUGCCUCAGGUUACUUUCAAUGAAUUUCAAACCGACGCUGAAGCUAGAUUCGUGACAAAUCGCGAAAUGGAUAAAGGUAGGGAGUACUUUAAAUCCGGAGACUACGAAGAAGCAUUGCAGUGCUUCACCAACAGUGUUUCGGGUAGCCCCACCAUAAUAAAUUUGAAUAACCGGGCGUUGACUUACUUAAAGCUGAAAAGAUUUCCGGAAGCUUACGAUGACUGUAAAAAAGUACUCGCCAUCGAUUCCAAAAAUCUUAAAGCGUUAUUGCAAAUGUCCCAAGCUCUGGAGGGGAUGGCCCAAUACGAGGAAGCAUUCGAUUGCAUUGGCGUGGUAAUCGAACGGGAUCCCAAUAACGUCGAGGCACAGGAUCUAGCGAAUAGAGUCAGGAAGUUUUGCAGAAAUAUUUUAAGGAAUACUAGGAUGAAAAUUGUCGAAAUAGAAUGAGUACCUAAAUUUGUUGAAAUAUUUUAUCUAGAUAUUAUUGACAUGACAAU
Molecule: messenger RNA, 1052 nt
Organism: Cylas formicarius (sweet potato weevil)
Lineage: Eukaryota; Metazoa; Arthropoda; Insecta; Coleoptera; Brentidae
Gene: Spag1
Product: sperm-associated antigen 1
Exons: 1
Coding region: 1-1002 (333 amino acids)
Cellular component (GO): mitochondrion; cytosol
Molecular function (GO): heat shock protein binding
Source: RefSeq, a predicted model, not a curated record